AUGGCUCCCAGCAACCUGCCGUCGGUCCUCAACGCGACCACCCAGGACAUUGAGAUGCUCCUGGCCGCUCAAACCCACGUCGGAAGCAAGAACCUCCAGGUGCACAUGGAGCCUUACCUGUGGAAGACGCGCGCCGACGGCGUCAACAUCAUCAACAUUGGCAAGACCUGGGAGAAGAUUGUCCUCGCGGCCCGCAUCAUUGUCGCCAUCGACAACCCCGCCGACAUUUGCGUCAUCUCCGCCCGUCCGUACGGCCAGCGUGCGGUCCUCAAGUUCGCCGCCCACACCGGCGCCUCCUCCAUCGCCGGCCGCUUCACCCCCGGCUCCUUCACCAACUACAUCACGCGGUCUUUCAAGGAGCCCCGCCUGAUCAUUGUCACCGAUCCCCGCACCGACGCCCAGGCCAUCAAGGAGGCUUCCUACGUCAACAUCCCCGUCAUUGCUCUCUGCGACACCGACUCCGCCACCGAGUACGUCGACGUGGCCAUCCCCACCAACAACAAGGGUCGCCACGCCAUCGGCACCAUCUGGUGGUUGCUGGCCCGCGAGGUCCUGCGUCUCCGCGGCACCAUCUACAACCGCGAGACGCCUUGGGAAGUCAUGCCCGAUUUGUACUUUUACCGCGACCCUGAUACCGAGGCCGAGGAGAAGGUCGAGGAGGACAAGGCCGCCGAGGAGGACGCCGCUCCUGUUGCCAUCGAGACCGCUGCCCCCGCCGCCGGUGGCGAAUGGGAGGCUGGCGUCCCGGGCGGUAACUGGGACGGCGCCGAGGCUGGCGACUGGGCUGCCUCUGGCACCGGCGAGUGGGCCGAGCCUCCCAAGGACCAGUCUCAGUGGUAG
Molecule: messenger RNA, 840 nt
Organism: Ustilaginoidea virens
Lineage: Eukaryota; Fungi; Ascomycota; Sordariomycetes; Hypocreales; Clavicipitaceae
Exons: 3
Coding region: 1-840 (279 amino acids)
Biological process (GO): cytoplasmic translation; ribosomal small subunit assembly
Cellular component (GO): cytosolic small ribosomal subunit; ribosome; 90S preribosome
Molecular function (GO): structural constituent of ribosome
Source: RefSeq, a predicted model, not a curated record